GCCCUACAAAUAAUUAUAUACAGUAUUACCACGCCAGUCAUAUCUUUCACUACUGCCCACAAUUCAAUUUGCGUCUCAGCCUCAAGAUGAUCUCGAUCCUCCGCCGCACCGCCGCGAAGACCGCCUACACUGGAACAUGGGCCCGCGCCAUGUCCACGUUCAAGGACUUGGAGAAGGUCGGCAUCAAGACCAACGCUACCAUCUACCGCAACUUGAGCUACGCCGAGUUGGCUGACCACGAGUUGAAGAACAACGAGGGCCACUUUGUUGCCAACGGCACGUUUACGGUCGACACGGGCAAGUUCACCGGCCGCUCGCCCAAGGACAAGUACUUUGUGGAGCAAGAACCCUCGAAGAAGAACAUUUGGUGGGGCUCGAUCAACCAGCCUAUGAAGCCCGAAGUGUUUGACGAACUGCACACGACCGUGACAGAGCACUACAACGCCGCGGAAAAGGUGUACGUGUUCGACGGGUACUGCGGGGCCAACAAGAACUCUCGCAAGCGCGUGCGUAUCAUCACCGAGUUGGCGUGGCAACACCACUUUGUGACCAACAUGUUUAUCCGCGCGCAAACGAAGGAAGAAGUGGAGAACUUCCAGCCCGACUUUACCAUCAUCAACGCGUGCAAGGUCACGGACGCCGACUACAAGAAGCACGGGCUCAACUCGGAAGUGUUUGUCGGCUUCAACAUUGAGAAGCGCGUGGCGAUCAUCGGCGGCACUUGGUACGGCGGCGAGAUGAAGAAGGGUAUCUUCUCCAUGAUGAACUACUGGCUUCCGCUGGAAAAGAUCAUGGCCAUGCAUUGUUCGGCCAACAAGGGCAAGGACGGCGACACGGCGCUCUUCUUUGGCUUGAGCGGCACGGGCAAGACGACUUUGAGCGCCGACCCCCACCGCUACCUCAUCGGCGACGACGAGCACGGAUGGGACGACGAAGGCAUCUUCAACUUUGAAGGCGGAUGCUACGCCAAGACCAUCAACCUGUCGGAAGAGAACGAGCCCGACAUCUACCGCGCCAUCAAGCGCGACGCAAUGCUCGAAAACGUGCAUGUCGACCCCAAGACCAACGAACCCGACUACUACAACACGACCAAGACCGAGAACGGGCGCGUGUCAUAUCCCAUCUACCACAUUGACAACCAUGAACCCAAUUCGUCGGGGGGGCACCCAAGUAACAUUGUGUUCUUGACGUGCGACGCGUACGGCGUGCUCCCGCCCGUGUCCAAGCUCAACGACGGACAAGCCAUGUACCAUUUCCUGUCGGGGUACACGGCAAAGGUGGCCGGCACUGAGCGUGGGGUGACCGAGCCCACGGCGACGUUUUCGGCAUGCUUUGGCGCGGCCUUCUUGCCGCUCCACCCUACCAAGUAUGCGGACCUGCUCCAAGAGAAGAUCCAAAAGCACAAGUCGAACGUGUACCUGGUCAACACGGGUUGGUCUGGUGGAGGAUACGGUGUGGGUAAGCGCAUGUCCAUCAAGGACACGCGCGCAUGCAUCGACGCCAUCCUCGACGGGUCGAUCAAGAAGUCCAAGUUCAAGGUGGACCCGAUCUUCGGCCUCGCCGUGCCCACCAAGUUGGGCAACAUCUCGCCGUCCAUCUUGAGCCCCCGCGAUGCCUGGGCCGACAAGGCCGCGUUCGACAAGACCGCGACCAAGCUUGCUGGCAUGUUCAAGAAGAAUUUCGAAAAGUACAUUUCCAAGGACCACACCGAUUACUCCAAGUUUGGGCCGACCGUUUAAACGCGUUUAUCUAUAAGGGAGAAAAAAGAAUUGAUUGAAAAUGUUUUUUUCUUCAGAA
Molecule: messenger RNA, 1797 nt
Organism: Aphanomyces astaci
Lineage: Eukaryota; Oomycota; Saprolegniomycetes; Saprolegniales; Verrucalvaceae
Product: phosphoenolpyruvate carboxykinase (ATP)
Exons: 1
Coding region: 87-1739 (550 amino acids)
Biological process (GO): gluconeogenesis
Cellular component (GO): cytosol
Molecular function (GO): ATP binding; phosphoenolpyruvate carboxykinase (ATP) activity
Source: RefSeq, a predicted model, not a curated record